Lottia gigantea (owl limpet) is the source of this 624-nucleotide messenger RNA. RefSeq lists its product as hypothetical. The record is from RefSeq and is a predicted model, not a curated record. NCBI's taxonomy places the organism in Eukaryota, Metazoa, Mollusca, Gastropoda, Lottiidae. The transcript is spliced from 2 exons. The coding region runs from base 1 to 624 and encodes 207 amino acids.
AUGGCAUUAUUAUGUCUGAGAGCAACACCAAUUGACCACCAUUUACCAUCUCCAGCAGAACUACUAAAUAAAAGAAAAUACAGAACCAAUCUACCAAUAGCUAAUACCAACACACAAGAUAGAAUGAUUACUGAGAGACUCAUGGAAAGACAAGAAACACAAAAGAAAUACCAUGAUAGAAACGUAAAACCACUACGCCCUCUAACUUCUGGUCAAUAUGUCAACGUACAGAAUCCCAAAACACUUAAAUGGGGACCUGCAGUAGGAGACAGAUCAUAUAAAGUUGAAUUACCUAAUGGUCAUACAGUUCGAAGAAACAGAACAUUUUUGAAAGAACGAGGAAGAAAAGUCAAGUUUGAAAUACCAGAAGAACCAGACCCAAUACUACCACAAACAAAUUCACCAAACCAAUCACCAACCUCAACUCCUACAACAGAACAAAUUGAAGAUCCAGGAAAGAAUAACCACUCAGAAAUUGAACCAGGUAUACAAACCCGCUCUGGAAGAAUCAGAACAAUAGAAAACUUCGGGCAUUUUGGAAUGAUUAAGAAACUAUUAAGUUCGCCUGGUCGGAAUACGUACAUUUUGGACACAACAUCAUAUUCUAGAUGGAGAACAGCUUGA